CUUCUCAUUCAGACAAUACAACACAAACCACUAUCGAGCCGUGCAGCCAGUCUCAAGACUCCAUAUCUAUUGCCACUUCUGCCACGUCCUGCUUAUUGUCUUCGAGUCCUUGAUCGCGCCCCAACACGCCAUGGAUCUGUCCGCCCCCGCGGUUGCCGAAGUAGAGCUCAGCGAAGCAGCGGAGGUUGUGGAGAAGAAAGCUCAAAUCCUCGCUGACCAUAUCCGGAAAAGCAAACACUUCAUCGCAUUCACUGGAGCCGGAGUGUCCACAUCUGCUUGUAUACCAGACUUUCGCGGUUCUGAGGGCCAAUGGACUCUGCGAGCACAAGGAAGACAACGAUCAGCGAAAGACAAAGCUGUUAGUACAUUGCAAGCUGUGCCAACGCAAACACACAUGGCGCUAGUGGAAUUGCAGAAUAGGGGUAUUUUAAAGUAUCUUGUCAGUCAGAAUUGCGAUGGGUUACACCGGAGGAGUGGAAUUUUGCCAGACAACAUAUCCGAGCUCCACGGCAACAGUAACCGUGAAUCCUCCAGGUCCUGUGGAAAAGAAUACAUUCGAGACUUCCGUGCCGCCGCACCGCCGGACCAGACGUCGCUGCUUGGCCAUCGCACCGGUCGGAAAUGUGCAAUCUGCAGCGGAGUUUUGCUAGACAGCAUCAUCAACUUCGGCGAAAACCUCCCCAUUGUCGCGUUACAACGCGCCUUCGAAGAAGCUCAGAAAGCAGAUCUCUGCCUUGUGCUUGGCUCAUCGCUCACGGUCAGCCCAGCCAAUGAGGUACCUGAAGUUGCUGUUACGGGAAAGAGAAAUGGGGAAGGUAAGGUUAAGGGAAAGUCGGGGAAGCGAAGAGGAAAGCUGGCAAUUUGUAAUUUGCAGAGUACAGAAUUGGAUGGGAUUGCGGAUAGAGCGAUAAGGGUGAGGGCAAAGACGGAUGAUUUCAUGGUUAAGGUGAUGGAGAAACUUGGUAUCGACAUCCCGGAGUUUGUCUUGAGGAGGAGGAUGGUUGUAGAGCUGAAAUGUGGGGAGAGCAGACAAGAGUUGAAGGUUCGUGGUGUCGACAUAGAUGAUACACCUGCUUCGUUUCUGCAGAGUGUAAGGUUGGAACACAACAGGCGGGUACUGCGAACUGAGCCAUUCGUUAUCACUUUUCGAGGAGAGAUGGAGAAGGCUGAGUUGAAGUUGGAACUAGAGUUUAUGGGGCAUUAUGGAGAGCCGAGUUUGAUUCUAGACGUGGCUGGUGAUUUCGUAGGGAAUGAGAGUGGCCAAAUGGUGUAUUUGCUCGAAUAUAAUCCAAGGAUAGGGGAGUGGAAUGUAGAGAGUAAGAGUGGGCUAGUCAUUAGCAAUGGAAGAGUAGAGAGGAAAGAAGGCCCAGAAGUUAUUAUAAUUGAGGAUGAUAGGGUGAUGGAAUUGUAAGGAUGUCUCAGGAUAAUUGCUAAAGAGUUACUGAAGGGUUUUAAAAUAGCGAUCUCUGAAGUCAGCAUCUCGUUGUUCGACGACGUAGGACCUUGAUGUUCCCUAGCAGCUGUCUUAGAGAUUCCGAUAGAGGGCCUAGAUUAGGUUGUUCCUAGGAAUGGUAGUAUAGAAGCUCGAAGUCCAACAAGCUAACGGUAUGAAUGGC
This is a messenger RNA of Pseudogymnoascus verrucosus, 1616 nucleotides long. RefSeq lists its product as uncharacterized. The transcript has 3 exons. Bases 131 to 1411 code for a protein of 426 amino acids. The record is from RefSeq and is a predicted model, not a curated record. Lineage: Eukaryota; Fungi; Ascomycota; Leotiomycetes; Thelebolales; Thelebolaceae. Gene Ontology annotation, molecular function: NAD+ binding.